AUUAUAUGAAGUCAACUCUUAAGAAGAAAUAAAUAGUAUGGGCUAGAACAAAAGGACGUAAAUGUUAUAUUUAAUAUAUUUAGAUCCCUGGUGGCCUGGAAUUGUAUUUUUAUUAUUUCUUAUUAUAAGAUUACACAAGUAUAAGAUGGAAAGUAUGUUGUCGAUUUCAUUGGUGAUGAUUCACAGUAAGGGUACAUUCACAAUAUAUAUAGCUCCAUAUUGAUGAGUGAUAAUCUUUUUGAUUUCCAAGAAAAAUUUGAUGAAUUCAACGAUAAAGGAAAAAAGAAUAAAAAAUUGAAAGAAGCAAUUCAAAAUGCAUAAAAACUCUUAAGUAAUAUCUUUUUUAAUAUUAGAAAAACAAAAAAAAACACAACGUGACAAUAAAGUAAUAAGUAAAAGAAAUUUGCGAUAAUUUAAAAAAUACGACACUCCUAUUGAAGAUGUAUUCAAUCAUUUUUAUAAGAAUAUAUAAAAAUCUCCAUUGUAGGAAACACCUUAAACAUAAUAAAAAAAACAAUAUCUUGAUAGAGAAUUCUAAGAUUUGUUGUUAUUAUUAAUAGCCGCCUAAUUAAAUUAUGAUUAGAUUAAAUAAAAAUUAACUCCAAUCCUAGAUACAAUAGAAGCAUAAGUGACUCAAAAUAGUACUAUUACUGAAGUCCUAUCAGAAAGGAAGGGAUCAAUAUUGAAUGCUGUUUAUUUAAUAUUGAAACACUAAAGCGAAUAAAAUCCAGAUCACUUUUUUUAACGUGAUAUUCAAUAAUAAAUAACAAGAUUACAUGAAUUAAUUAGCAAACUCAAAAAUUCAUUAUUAAAUUAAUUUUUUAAUGCAGCAAGCAUUAUUUAAAAUUUAUCAGAAGUCUGUACUAAUACUAAUCGUGGUAUUUGUUUAAUUUAUUAUUUAUAUAGGAUUAGUAAUCACAUAAAUUAUGAAUUAAAAUAAGAUAGUUGAGAAGAAACCAUCAUAAAUUACUUAAACACCACCAAAAAAAAGAAAAAAGGAUAUGAAGAAAGAAAAAUUAGAGAAAAAAAAUUCAGAAAAUUAAACUACUGGGAAUUCAGCUGUUUAAUUUAAUAACAAUGAUAAUAAUAAUAAUAACAAUAAUAAUAGUAAUAAUAGUAAUAUUAAUAAUAGUAAUAAUAACAAUAAUAAUAACAAUAGUAAUAAUAAUAACAAUCAGAAUUUAUAGGAUUAAUUAAAAAAAGAAUAAAUAGAAAAUGAAAAAAUAAAAAUUGAUGAAAAAAAGAAUAAUAAUGAAUAAACUAAAAUAAUAAAAUAAGAUGGAAUAAUUUAGAAAAAAAUGUAAAAAAAAAAUGAAAUCCCAGAUUAAGCAUUAAGAAGGAAGGUUUGUCUAAACAUGUUAGAAUUAGUUUAAUUGUUAGGAUUGGAGGAAGAAUAAGCAAAGAAAAUAACUAUAAGAAUUGAGAGUUUGGGAAGAGAAGCAGAUCCAUUAAUGAGAAAUAAAUAUGCUAAAUUGAUGUGGCAUUGCAUAGUUAAUUUAGAUGUUAUAAAAUUAAAUUAAUAUAAUAGUGUAAAUUAAUAAAAAGAGAAGAGUUGCUAAGUUUAAUAGAUGAGAAUGCAGAUUAAAAUGAGGCAUGGUCUAAGUUGACAUUAUAACCAAUAGACAGAACAAGAAAAUUGAUUCAUAUAUGA
Molecule: messenger RNA, 1651 nt
Organism: Paramecium sonneborni
Lineage: Eukaryota; Ciliophora; Oligohymenophorea; Peniculida; Parameciidae
Source: the annotation of a GenBank genome assembly